This is a messenger RNA of Bacillus rossius redtenbacheri, 10592 nucleotides long. RefSeq names its product haloacid dehalogenase-like hydrolase domain-containing protein 2. Gene Ontology annotation, biological process: dephosphorylation. The record is from RefSeq and is a predicted model, not a curated record. NCBI's taxonomy places the organism in Eukaryota, Metazoa, Arthropoda, Insecta, Phasmatodea, Bacillidae. Gene Ontology annotation, molecular function: phosphatase activity. Bases 117 to 896 code for a protein of 259 amino acids. The transcript is spliced from 4 exons.
UAGUCUUUAUGUACCUGUGGUCUACUAAUUUUUUUUUUAAAUUAGAUAAUUUGGGAAUUUAAAGAAUGCUUGUAUGCUCGUUAGAUUUUAUGGACUAAUACUAACAUAAUUAAGAAAUGGCAUUGUGCAAAACAUCUUUGAAAACCGUGUUAAUAGAUUUAAGUGGAACACUGCACAUUGAAAAUACUAUUACUGCGGGUGCAAUUGAAGCCCUUAAUAAGUUGCGAGACACAAACGUUCGCGUGAAGUUUGUCACGAACACGACGAAGGAGUCCCGCCGGUGCCUUCACGAGCGGUUGACGGACCUGGGGUUCGCCAUCCGGCCUGACGAGAUCUGGAGCUCGCUGUGGGUGGCGCGCGAUGUCGUCGCUUCCCGAGGUCUCCGGCCGCUCCUGCUGGUGGACGACGCGGCCGUGGAAGACUUUGCGGGGGCCAGGAGCGAGGGCGAACACGACUCCGUGGUGGUGGGCCUCGCACCAGACAAGUUCAACUAUGCCCAGCUCAACAAGGCCUUCAGGGUCCUCCUGUCGGGGGCGCCGCUGAUCGCCAUUCACGAGGGCCGCUACUACAAGCGGCUGGACGGGCUCGCCCUGGGGCCGGGGCCCUUCGUCAGGGCGCUGGAGUACGCGACCGGAUGCAAGGCGGAGGUCGUGGGGAAGCCCUCAGCCGCCUUCUUCGAGUCUGCGCUGGGCGGCUUCCGGCCUGAGGAAGCAGUCAUGAUCGGAGAUGACGUGAAAGAUGACGUCGACGGCGCCCAGAGAGUUGGGAUUAGAGGGAUCCUGGUAAAGACCGGCAAGUACCGGGAAGGAGACGAGGCCAAGAUAUCUCCUGCGCCGAGCCAGGUGUGUGCUGACUUUGCGCAAGCCGUCGCUGUCCUACUGGAGGAGCUUCAGUAGCGGACACAGAGGGCUUGGAGUUGUCCCGUCGACCUUCAUUUUUGUUUCUUUCGCUCUGCUCCUUGGAAAUCUCAUUUAUGCCCCAGCCACUGUGAUCGAGCCGUCGGAUCGCCUGCCUCCUCCAGCGGAGCAGGUGCCAAUUAACAUUUGUCUUCAGUGGGGGAAACAUGGCAAACUUUGCAGUAUGCACAUAACCCUUUUUUUUCUGUGUUAAUGAUUCCUCUCUCUCCCCACUCCUCUUCCCCCACUUAUUCAAUUGUUCAUCAUUCUUAUCUUGUCACCCCUCGCCUUGGCAAGACUAUGAGCACUAAUUAAAGAUGGGCCUAUCAGUUCCUCAAAUACCAUCAAAUCUUUUAGUAUUCAAUAGAUUUUAUAUUUGAGGAAAAAGAUUCUAAGACAAAUAUGUGAAGAAGGAAAAUUUUUAAAUCCAAACACUACCACAUGAUUAUUACCUUUUUAGCAUAAAUAAAAUUAGUCAUUUUUUUAAGGAGCCCUUGAAAGGAUUUUUAAUGAUGUUCUGUUGUACGCAAAUAUUAGGGAAGGGUUCAUCUAAUCCUCAAAUAAUAUCAAAUAUCUAGUAUUUGAAAGAAUAUUUCAAAGAAAAGGUUUCAGACAACAAUACUGGAGGACAUGAUAUAAAUUCAAAAAUUUACCGAAUUUACCCCCCAUAUGGGUUGCAUAUUUUAUGCCGAUUUUUAGUUUUAAAAAGUAUUGUGGGAUUCUUAUUUGAAUUUAUAAUUUUUUUGUAAAAAAAUUCUAUUGCGGUUUAUCUUGAGUAGGUGUGUAAAUAACUCUACUGUUUUGGUUUAUAAUAAGUCUGUUACGAGUAAGUAUAAAUUGUGUAGUUAAAAUAUCUGAGCAGUGCGUGAAAAGCAUUAUGAAUGGCACUUUUGUGCUACGUCUGCCCAGGCUGCCGCGCCAGUCGCACCACCAUAGCUGGCGCUGGCGAGUGACAUGACUUGCUGGGCUGGCAUUCAGCUGGAGGAAGGGAAAUCAAAAAUUAACUAUCGAGUUUUUUUGUGUGAGUGCGUUCUGUGAGUGCAUGUGGCCAUGUAGCGGUGUUGACUGUAGACGGUUCUUCCUCUCUCACACUUAUAAAUGUCCGUGAACUGGUACAAACUCCACAUGUCUGUUUCGACAGGUUUUUAAGAUGAACUGUGACCCAACAUACUGUAAUUGUUUUUUGUUUUUUUGUGCGAUUCCUCAGCUUUCAAAUGCUAAUAUCCAUAACAAAACUACAGCCAAUUUUGGUGCUUUGAAAGUCACACUUAAAAGGCCAGGCUUCUUACAUUCUUCAGCUCCCGCAGGAAUUUCUCGCUAACUGUAAUGUGCAUACUAGUAUUUUUUAUAAAAGAAACUGACAAGAAAGUGUACCUUGCUGCCUUUUUUUUAUUCCACUCUGGAAGAGGACUGGUUUAAAAAAAUACAAUAGCUGGGAAGGAAUACACACUGUCUUUUGUUAUUAGGAGGGGUCAUAAAUAAGUAGGGGAGAGGGGGAGAAAUGUGGGCUAGCCUCCCUCCCUUCCACACAGAAAUAAAGCAGCACAGAAAGCAGACAAAAAGAGAGUCCAGGGUUAACACCAGUGCCGUAUUUUUUACGCACCAUAAGCUGAGACACGGAACAAAGACUUCACUAGUACUCUACUGUAGACAAAUAUAUGAUGCGAUUCAUAUUCGAGGUUGACCCUUAAGGCGAAAAAGUUGUAAUUUUAAUGACCCAAAUUAUAGCUGUCACUAUUUUUAAUAUGUACAUUAUAGGAAAUAAAAUUACAAUAUGUAUUGAUUUGAGAUUAUUGUUUUGUGACAUUUAUUGGUUGAAUGUUUUAACAUUAAAGUUAAUAUAUUUUUAUUCGUUAUACUUUUUCUUAUAUUUUUUUUUUGCCCUUGAGACAUAGAUUUGGAUUCAAGAGGUAAAAUCGAGGUACUGUUUGUGUUUUGAGUUUGAGAAUCAGAUUGAGAAAAUUGUGAUUCGACCCAUCACUACCACUGAUCCUUUCAUUCACUCAUUUCCUAGACUUUUUUCCUUGACUGCCUUAAUGCAAAGGUGCAAAAUGGACAGUCCAAUCUCUUAUGACACAGAGGUGGUGGUUACUACGGAAAUAACACACUGUCGGUCGUGAACAGUGACAUUGGAGUCAAGCGACUGCUGGUCUUGUCAAGUAUAUUUGCAAGUUUUUCAGCGUAGAACGCAGUCCACUCUUGAUGUCAUUGAAUGGAAUUUGCCAAAAAAUAAAGAACUUAAUUCUGAUGCUUAUGUUCCUCAGACACGUUUCAGCAUUCUCCACUUAAUAGGUUUGUGCGGAGACCAGAUAGUUCAAAUCAGGUUUUGAAUAAACACUUUCAUGAAAGCAUCGGAUAUUUUACAUCAUCACUAUAAAAAACUGCUUCCAGUCUGGUGCCAGGUCAGCAAAGUAAAAUGCCUCCAUCUUUCUCUGUCCUGCCAACAUUCCUCAUCCUUCACUGUAUUCCAAUCUUCUCCUCUCUCCUGCAUGCCUUUAACUAUCUACUGUUAUCAUCUCCUCCUUGGUUUUCCUUGGGGCCUUCUUCCUGUGUUCUUCAACUCCAUCAUUUUCCUAGGUAGCUCUCUUCCCAAUUACUCAACAUUGGCCAUUCCAUCUAAUUUUUGCUUUUUCCAUGAUCUCAUUUGUCAUGUACUCGUGCUCUCGCUUGCACCAUCUCAUUCCUGAUUCUGUCUUGCCUAGUAACUGCCAACAUAUUUUUCGUAAACGUCAUUCCUAUUGCUCUGAUCUUCCCAGCAUCUCUCUUGUCUAUAGUCCAAGUCUGCCCCGUAAGUGACUAUGGGCACAAAGUAGGUAUUUUACAACACUUGUUCACAUUUUAAUGGCACCUCCCUCUUCCAUGCCAAGCCUCUCACACAUCAGUAGAAUGCAUCUUCUUGUCCUCUCCUUACAGUUUCUUCCUGCUUUUGGCCUCCUUCAUCCAAUACACUUCCUAGAUACUUGAAGGCUCCUACCUGUUUUGACUCAACACCAUUCAAUUCAAAUAUUUUACAUAAUGGUUAUAAAUAUUGAUGUAAGUUUUAGCUUCAACUUUUAGGAGUUCUUUUUUUGUUGUUGUUGUAAACUGCUUGUUGUUUGCUUGUUAUAAACCUAUCAAAAAAAAUACCUUCAUAUUACUAGUUGUCUCAUCAUCUGAACUUAAAUCAUUCUGCAGUUUAUUGUGCAUAUGUUGAAAUAAAGUAUGGCUAAUAAAACAGGUUUAAAAAUGUAUUAGGUAAAUUGUGUAAGAAACACAUUUAUAUUGCACAACAAUGACUCUUAACCUCAGAAGCAUUUUGUAUUAUUCUUUGUGGAAUCAAUUGAAAGGUUCUUUGUAAUAUCAAUGUAGCCAGAGUUAAUUCAAUAAUUUAAAAUGAUUUCAUAAAUUAAAAAUCUUUUGGCUAUUCUGGUUUGUUUCAAUCCACAUGUUUAACUAUUUUUAUGACUUAAAAAUGUAUGGUUAUUUAUGUAUCUUUUAGUCUUCAAAUAUCAGCUGACACUAUAUUGCAGCCAUUUGUCUGGUGUGCUAAACAAAGUUUAAGAAGUUUGUGGUGAUAUUGGUUUAAACCUCUUAGCAACCUCUUUGCAUGAACAUUGUUUAACCUUCAAUAUUACCUCUUAUUCAAAUCUAUGUAUUAAUUCAUGUAAAUAUCUAAGUCAUGUUUUGUGCUUAAUAAAGCCUUAGUUUCUGAAGAUAAGGUUUAUUAUGUCAAUUUAUUAAGCACAUUCUAUCAAGAAACAUUUAAUACAAACAAUGGACAAGUAUUUCAAGCCCAAGAGAUUUGAAGCAGAUCACACAACUGGGAAAAGCUCCUCACAAUGGAAUCACUGGAAGAAAACAUUCGAAGUCUUCACAGCAUCAAUCAAGGCUUCUGAAGCUGAUAAGCUGUUACUACUCUACAAUCACGUGAGUCACAGUAUAUACGAACUUAUUAGCGAAUGUACUUCUUAUGCGUCUGCAAUCGAAAAGCAAGAUUCACUCUGUAUUAAACCUAAGAAUGAAAUAUUUUCAAGGCAUAAACUAAUGAGCCGACACCAGCAACCUGUGUAAAUCAAUUCUUACAAUCUUUGCGUCUCCUUAGCUCUGACUGCGAGUUCAAAGAUGUUAAAGCAGCGGCUUAUAGGGACGAAUACAUUAGAGAUGCAUUUAUAAAAGGUCUCUCAUCGAACAGUAUCCGACAACGUUUGUUAGAAAACGCAACUCUUAGCCUGGAUGAAGCAUUUGCAAAAGCACGAUCAUUAGAAUCAGCUCAUAUAAUUUCUGAAUCUAUAUUCCUAGCCAGACACCUUUAGCCUCAACUGAGCCGGUUCAGCAACCAAAUUCUCCUGUAACCGCAGCCAGCAGUAGUCAGAAAUGUUUCUUCUGUGGGUUCCCUCGUCAUCCUCGUUCUUCCUGUCCAGCGCGAGAAGCUACGUGCAAACUCUGUGGUAAGAAAGGCCAUUAUGCAAAAGUCUGUAGGUCAAUUAAGCCCAAAGAUCGUACUGCUGCCUUACCUGACUCUCCUCAAGACACAGAUGACUUCUCAACUAUUGCUUGCCUUCCUGCUAAGUCUCUGGUUUUCCCUACUAACCAAUCUAAUCGUAAUCGUAAGACCAAACCAACAUCUUCCAAAACAUCAGCUGCUUCUCCAACUAGCCUUUCCAAAACCAUUGUCAAACUGAAAGUAAAUGGUUUUCCAGCUGAAGGGCUAAUAGACACGGGGAGUUCGGAGAGUUACAUAAAUGAUGGUUUUGUCUCCAAACAUAAAUUAAAACAAUAUCCUACGUCAUCUGAAGUAGCUAUGGCAUUGUCCUCUUUGGCCAUGCCUAUAAAAGCUUAUUGUUCCGUAGAUUUACAAAUCUCGGACAAUAUAUACAGAAAAACAAAGCUUAACGUUCUAAACAACUGUUGCGCAGAUGUUAUAUUAGGGCACGAUAUCUUUAAGCAGCAUUCCACUCUGUCGAUAGUUUUUGGUGGUAAUAAACCUGAACUGCAAAUCAGUAGCUUAGCAUGUGCCAAAGUCGGUCCAGCCACCCUCUUCGAACACUUAACACCAAAUUGUAGACCUAUCGCGAUCAAAUCCAGACGACACUCAAACGAAGAAGAAAAAUACAUUCAAUCCCACAUAGAAAAACUUCUCUCUGACGGUGUCAUUGAAGAAAGCAACUCACCCUGGAGGGCGCAGGUACUAGUCGUGAGUGGAACACAUCGAAAACGUAUGGUCGUCGACUAUUCUCAGACUAUAAACUGAUACACGAUGUUAGACGCUUACCCAAUCCCUUCCAUAGAGAAAAUAGUUUCCGAUGUAGCUAAAUAUAAUAUCCACAGCACAAUAGAUCUCAAGAGCGCAUAUUAUCAAAUACCAAUAAGGAUUGAAGAUAGGCCGUACACCGCCUUCGAGGCAGCAGGAAAACUCUGGCAAUUCAAACGUAUACCAAUGGGCGUCACCAAUGGAGUGUCUGCGUUCCAGAGGAAGAUGGACGAGGUCAAGACCAAAGAAAGACUACAAGGAGUUGACAUCUACUUGGACGAUGUGAAGGUGAGCGGAAAAGACCAAUCUGAACACGACUCCAAUCUACGAAAAUUUUUAGACGUCUGCAAGAAAUAUAAUUUAACCAUUAAUCAAGAAAAAUCCCAUUUCAAUUUGAAGUCUCUUAAGCUCCUCGGUUAUCUCAUCGAAAACAAUAUACUCAAACCAGAUCCCGACAGACUUAAGCCACUGAUUGAUUUCCCUAUCCCUAGAAACAAAGCAUCCUUGCAACGAGCACUAGGGAUGUUCGCUUAUUAUUCUAAAUGGAUUCCAAAAUUUUCAGAUAAAAUACGUAGAUUAGUGAACUGUCAAGUAUUUCCCUAUGGCCCCUGAACUAAUCCAAGACUUCAACAAUUUACGGAACUGCAUAGUUAAAUCCUUCGUCGUUAACGUAGAGGAAGACAUCCCAUUCUGCGUCGAAACAGAUGCCUCUGACGUCGCCAUCGCCGCCACUCUGACUCAAAACAAGAGACCAGUAGCCUUCUUCUCGAGAACCCUCACUAAGAGCGAACAACACCAUUCAGCUGUCGAGAAGGAAGCUUAUGCGAUCAUUGAAGCCCUUCGGAAGUGGAGGCAUUACUUGAUAGGAAGAAAGUUUCAACUUAUAACCGACCAGAAGUCUAUUUCUUACAUGUUUAACAUUCGGCAUCCUGGUAAAAUCAAGAACGAAAAAUUUACAAGAUGGCGGUUAGAACUUGCUCCUUACAACUAUGACAUCAUCUACAGACCGAGGAAGGAGAACGUGGUGGCUGACGCUCUCUCUAGGACUUGCAGCUCGCUCCAUACCUUCGACAGACUUGUCCACUACCACAAGGCUUUGUGUCACCCAGGGAUCACCCGGAUGGCUCACUGGGUGAAGAAUCAGAACCUCAGGCAUCUUGCUCCUGCAGGGGAUAUUGUCAACAAUGAACCUAAGUUAGAAGACGUGAAUUUUCCAAACCUCGCCGAUGAUCCUAAUCAACACACUGAAGCAUCUGAAGACAACCAGCUGAACCUCACUCCAGAAGAUUCACCUGAGAAGAACAUGAAUGAUCAAGACCUACCUCAAGUGAACCCAAUUCCGACUCCACCCAGAUCUCCUCCCAGACCUCAACCUCCACUCCGGAGAUCUUCCCGCACCACUAGACCUUCUGAAUAUCUCAAGGACUAUGUCCUUAAAUGAAGAGGGGGCGAAUGUGGUGAUAGCAGUCAAACCUCUAUCUAUCGUUUUUCAGGGGACCAACAAAAAAAUUCAGUAAUUGCGGACAUUCAAUGGAUGUGGACUUCACUCUAAGAAUUUUUAAAAAAUAAUAUUUCAACCCAAAAUUAGUGUCAGAAAUAUAUCAGUUACUUGUCAUUAAAGUUAAAUCAGUUGAAAAAUAAAUAAAAAUGGAAGUAUUUUACUUAAUUCAAUUUACACUUGCAAAAAAAAAACAUACGCACAAUAAAUCUACAUGGAAAUUAAAGACUUUUUCAAUAUCCUGAAGUCUGAAAUAUGUUUACUCAUGUCAUCAGAUGUAGAGCUGUACUGAAGAAGCCGAUUUUACCAAUAUUUAGUUGAAUCGGCAUUUCUGUCGACUUCCGAUACGUUUGUUAAUUUUCGGCCGAAAUUACUGAAAAACGAGAGAUACUGCCAUAACCUAAAAAUCCACGAGUACCCUUUUCACUUUUCGUAGUAGUACUGCAUUCUUUCGGAUCGCAUUAUUUCUUCGCAACAUGUGCCAAACGUACAUAUAAAAAUUUAACAUCCUUUUUUUUCUCAAUAAUGUUCUUUAAUUUUAAUAUGUCAUAAAUACCGUCACGGUAAAUAUACAUCUCGGUUGUUACGGUAACUGUAGUGCAAAUGUGGUAGCUAUCGUGCUUCUGUAGUAAUUAUGGUAUCGACAAAGAAUCUUUAGUUCUUUUUAUGGUAAUUAUCUUAGGAUAACAAUUGGGUUUGUACUGUAGUUAUGGUACAUCAUCCAUAUUUCUUCGUAAGUUGUUGUUCAUUUGUCUUUUCAUAUUUACGUGCUCCAUUACUUGGCUGCAGAUUUAAGGUGAUUUUUACUACUGUAUACUAUCCUUACUGUUUUUAUGACGGUUUCUUUCUAAGAAAUGGUUAUUUCAGCAAAAUCUUUAUGGUUAAACGAUCAUCUAUUAUAAUUUAUAGUGACGGGACCACAUAUUUUGUACGAUCAAUGCGGACAAAACGGUAAUUCGAACAUCGGUACAAGCGGACUUUUUUAACCUUAGUUGUAUGGCAAUUUUGCCGGGACCGUAGAAAGUAUACGAUAAACACGGACCAUCGAUACAUGCGAGUUCGAUAGAUAGAGGUUUGACUGUAUUUGUUUUAACCUCUUAGCAACCUCUUUGCAUGAACAUUGUUUAACCUUCAAUAUUACCUCUUAUUCAAAUCUAUGUAUUAAUUCAUGUAAAUUUCUAAGUCAUGUUUUGUGCUUAAUAAAGCCUUAGUUUCUGAAGAUAAGGUUUAUUAUGUCAAAGUUAAACGAUCAAAAUUUGGCUUUUAAAGUUAAUAAAUAUUUAUGUAUCUUAAAAUCGAAUAAAUGUUUGGUGAAAUGCUAUUUGUUAUUAAACAAAGCUUUAGUUAAGCUAAGCUUAGAAUUUAAAUGGUCAUGGUGAAAUUGGCCUUAAGACUAGCUGGUAAAAUGGUAGAAUAAAAAUCAUGAAUACAAUAAAUUAUUAUAAUCAGAAAAGUACUUAAAAUUGUAAUAAUGAAAUAUUUCUUACCAUGUAAUAAGUUAAGAAUGGUAAGGAUCUGAAUAUGUAGUAAUAUACUACUCGCAAUGUUGAUAUUUAGUAAGGUAAGCGGAUACUCAGUAAAUGUCGAAAGUAGCAAAUCCUGGGAAAUACGGUUAAUAAUAAGUUAAAGGUUUACAUGAAAACAAAAUAAGCACUGAAACUACUAGUAUGUAUACAACUCCCAUCAUCACUAAAAUAAAUUUAAUCAGUUUGCAAGAGUAUAGAAUUAGCAAAGACAUCUUAAUGUUAUGUCUGGCGAGUGGAUACCUGACUACCUAAUUUAAUCACUAAUCUCGCAUUAUUCAUAAAUAACAGCUAUAGAUAUCUAAAAUUAAAUUUUUUUUUUAUUUUUGAUAUUUUGAAUUUAUCUCCAACUAUGACAAAUUUAUUGUACCCCAUGUUCUUAAAUAUAAACACAAAUGGCAUAAGUUGCAUCUGAAAAUAGUCUAAUGGGAACUUUAGCUAAGAGAUACACUAAAAGUUCAUUGUAUUGGACGUGGCCAUCCUUGUGUUACUUCCAAACACUCACGAAGGAUGCCAAUACAUCCCUACAUGCAUACGCUAAGUCAAUAUUUCUAGGGAUGCGACACUUGCAUCCACUUAUGUAUUCCUACAUCCAGUAGCUUCAGAAUCUUGUUUUAUUUUGUUUAUAUUGUUAUGCUGGCCAUAGACUGCCAUGGAGUUCGGGAGGGCAAGGACCCUUACCACCCUCCAGCGAGGGAGGUGUGUGUGUCGCCUGGCCAUUAGCGGCCUGUCAAUCACAGCCUUCCCCCUCUGUCAGUUAUGUAACCCAGCCAGUCUGGAGGGAUGAAACACAACCUAGACCGAGAAGUCUGGAGAAUUCUGGGGUUUUCACCUCGGGGGAUGGGCGAGCUGUGCACCAUCGGGUCAGGAACACUUGUGACGUCAAGCACGGCGUCUGGGUGCUCCUUUCCAUGCCUGACCAGGGACGCUUACACGUGGCUUCUGGGCACAUACACAGCUGGCCUCCAUGGGUAUAAAAAGGCCCCGCCUCUGAGCAGAGGGUAAUGAGUAGUAGUGUGAAGUGUGUCUACCUACCGGCGAGUGACACCGGUAUACCCGUGUGGCGGCAUCGGUGUGACUGUUCGACGGCUGAAGGCCUGGCUACCGAGAAAGAGUCUCUUUGGUAGCGAUAUCAGCAAGAGUGACCCGCGCGAGAGAGUCUUGAGAGCCUCUUUGGUAGGAGUCGGGGCGACAGUAACAAUAGUCCGGGACAGUGCUGUGGCGUGGCGUGGAUGACUGAUGUUGUAGUUGUCGAGGACUGCGGUGAGCGGACAGAGACUGGCAGGGAAGUGAGCCACUGUUGAGUCAGGCUCCAGUGUACGUGCUAAUGUGCGAUUGAUGGAUGAGAGAUUUAUUUUACAGACAUGUUGGGCUGAGAGAGUCUUCCUGAUUAAAUUUAAGGUGUAGUUAUUAGUAAUUAAUUAAUAAAACUGUAUAAAAAUUAA